Molecule: messenger RNA, 4950 nt
Organism: Sycon ciliatum
Lineage: Eukaryota; Metazoa; Porifera; Calcarea; Leucosolenida; Sycettidae
Exons: 24
Coding region: 191-4426 (1411 amino acids)
Biological process (GO): epithelial cilium movement involved in determination of left/right asymmetry
Cellular component (GO): centrosome; ciliary basal body
Source: RefSeq, a predicted model, not a curated record
UGACACUAUUUUCAUAGUAUUUGCGCGUGUGGCAGUUCUGGCAGCGUGAAAUGUGUUUCGAUCCUAACAACACCUACAUAUUAGUACUAGUACUAGUAGUAGGCUGAGACAAGUCUCACCGUUCAAGAUGUUCUCCAGUCUGGCUGCUCGCACUUGCCUGGUGAAGUAGGCAAUAACGCACGGAACCAGUAUGUCGUUCCCUAAUCCUAGCGACGGUCUGGAGAGGAGGGUUGCUGCUGCUUCUGGUACAGUGCCGAAGCCGUCAGAAGCCGACUUGAGGGAGCAACUCUUUGAAUCGUUCAAAGACAAGGGCGUAGUUCGCUCCCUGAAGUCUCAGCUUCGCAAUCGGCUGGCUUCAGACCUGCUCAGUACUGCAACGCAGGCAGCGGCAACAGCUGCGCAGGGUACUGCAGUUCAUCCUACGUCACGGCGCUCAAGGCACCAUGGUGCAGCGGCAUCGUCAUCGGCAGACAGCGCUGCUGCCGAUCAGACACCGCUCAAUCAGAAACUUUCCGAUGCCCUGCUCCGUGAGCAUCUUGAAGCAGGCGCCUACGACUACACACUGUCGGUGUUCAUGGCUGAAUGUGGACAGAGAUAUGAGCAGUUCCUGGCGCUGAGUGAUGUCCGGAAGCUCCUGGGUCUUCCCGAUGGCAAGACACGUUCACGUUCUGCUAGGAAGGCAUCCAAGUCAAAGUCAGGCAGCAGCCAAGCAAAAGACUGUUUAGGUGAGCUCAUCGAGAGUGCACUCCAGCGCCAUGCCACUCAGAGGUCUUCGCAAGCCACCCAAACCGAGGAGGCUCCACGCAAGCAGCUCGAGGAACGAAUGGCAGAUCUGGAGGUUUCUUUCAACCGACGCCAAUCACUGCUCGAGUCAGGUGCUGAGGAGCAGAUGCUGUCGUUCCAGAAUAAAUGCCGCCAACAAUGCCAGGAGGAGCUGCGGCGUUAUAAAUCCCAGUUUGCAGCGACCGAGCUUGCCAAGAUGCAGCUGGAGGAGCGCAAGAGAUAUGAUGACAAACUAAAAGCAAUGCGCCAAGAGUAUGAGCAGCAACACCGCAACAAGAUGCAGUCCAUGCACAUCCAGGAGCAAGAGGCAUCGCUCAUGGUGAAGAAAAAGCAGCAGGAGCUGGAAGGCGAGCUAUAUCAGCAACGCCAGGCACUGCUCGAACAAAUCGAGCAUCUGAGAAAGAAAGAAGCGGGGGUGGAAAGGGAGUCUGCAAGUAACGAACAGAAGUUGCAGAGCCAACUGACUUCCGUGGAAAGAGAAAGAGACCAGCUGAGCAGGGAUCAGCUGCGCUGCAAGCAGGAGAGUGAAACAUUCCAGCAGCGUGUACAGGCUGAAGUGCAACGAUCUCAGCUGCGGUUCGAGCAGGAGCUACAAGAGAAGACUGUUAGACUGGAGUUGGUGCAAGGAACACUGAAAGAGCGAGAUGAGGAGUUGUCACGGCGGGGAAAGACGUUUGAAAAACUCUCAUCGGAACUUUCAUCCGCUAGAGAAAGACUCCUCGAGACACAGGAUAAGCUGCAUAGUGCAGUUGAGAACCAUCAUCUGACUGUUCAGCAGCGUGACAACUUACAGGCGCAGUUCACCGAGGUGAAGGACUACGGGAUGCUGAAGGAACAAGUGCCCUUGCUGCAACGAGAGCUUGAGUCCGCAAAUCAGAGAGCUGCCGAUGCCAGGGAUGCAUUGCGUCAACAGCAGAAAGGUCACCAGAGUAUCGUGAAGGAGCUGAGCACCAAGCUAUCCUUAUCCUCGCCGGAGGUGGCACUGCUGAAGGACGAGCUGCAGCAUGCCAAGGAUGAGAACCAACGGCAGGCCAUCAUCGCCAAGGAGACGCAGCAGAUGCUUAUGCAGCGUCUCCAGCAUGAGGCUGAGAGAUCAGGAGAAGCGGCGCGGCAGAUCCAAGAACUUCAAAUUCGUGAGAAGGUGUUGCAGCUAGAGAUUGAGGACCUGAAGAAGCUGCUGUCCCAGGCGGAAUCGGCAAUGGCUCGACCAAACUUUGCAGAUACAAGGUUUCGAGGCUCAAGCUAUGCUCAUAAAAGUCUGGCCCAACCGUACGGGAACAACACCAGCGAGACCAGUGGUGAUGAUUCAGCAGCGUGGGUAAGAAGCCACAGGAAAUCGGCCCACAAACACGCCAGCAUGAGUAAGCCAUCCGUGCAACAGGCGACGUUGACCACAGUGCCAAAGCAUGUGCCACGGGCUGAAGUUUCGGACGUGAAUGACGAUCUCUCCGUCUCAGAUCACUGGUCUCUACACAGGGAUUCUGUGUCACAUCAUCAGUACUUCAGGCAGUUGGAAAGAGAGGCUGAGGAGCUUGAGCAGUCCUACAAGGAGUUUGAGCGGCGUCUGGAAGGGCGCAAUGCACCAGCAGACAUACUGGAUUCACGAACCCAUGUUACAGUACCACUGGAUCCAUUACCCAACCCCUACAGUGAUUCUAUUGGCAAGCCGGCUGGUUUAUUGAACAGUGAGCCUAGGUCUGUGCGCUUCCCGCCGAGUCCUACACGGCCUGUGCAUUUCAGCAGCUCAUUUUCUCGUGAUGUUGAUGUUAGUUUUAUUCCGCACACAACGGUCAUUCCUACCACCAGCAUGUCUGUUUCACAAGGUCCAGUGUCGACGGCAACCCAGUUAUACAGCUCCCCUCCACUCGGAAGAUUAAGAGCAGCACAAGCCGCCGCUCCUCUUGAUAGUCACAGCCCUCCAUCUGGAUUAUCUCAGUUAUCAGCCAGCAACAUAGGCGCACACCAAGUUGAGAGCACUGCCAGAUUCCGAUCAAGACCGCGUAUUCCCCCGACAGACACUGCAUCUCAUGAUGAACGACAGCCAACAUUGCAGUCUUUGGUUCAACGUGAUGUCGCCGGUGCUUUAACGACUUCUCCUGUUCCUAAGUUGUCCACUGGCAGUGUGAAAGCAAUGGCUGCUGCAGUGCAGCCCAAGGAACCAUCUCUUAGCACCUACGCACGGUCUGCUGCAGAACACAGCGAUCCUGUAGAUGAUACUGGAUUACAGUUCCACACAAGACAGGUGGAAGAUACACAUUCAAUGGAGAAACAAGACAACCAGUUGCCCGAGGCAAAUCGGCAAAGCAAUGCACAAAUGGUCCAUUCCGAUACGGGAGCAGCUGUCAAGCGCCGACCGAAACAAACUGACUCGACCAGGACGGAAUCUCAGGAUGAACACGCAACCAAGCUGGAUAGCGAUACAUCUAUCAGCAGUGCUGAGUUUCAACGUGAUAGCACUUUUGCUAGUCCACAAUCCCAGCCAGUUGACGGCGAUGUGAAAGCCUCAGGUGAUGCUGACUCCCUGGCUAGUUCCAUCAGUGCAUCCAGUCUCCGGUCCACCGCAACACCUGCACUGUCUGUUAUACCGACUCAAGCAGCGCUGCGUCCGGCCCAGUCAGGUGGAAACAUCCAAGCUGAUCCACCCAGCCCUGCAACACAGCCUCUCACAGUUGGCGCCCACCCUGAAGCACCAGUAUUGGAUGCCACCAGUGACGUUGAUCAGGACAGUGUUGAUAAUUUGCCACAGAAAAACCCAAUAGUUGAGGCAAAGCAGGUAAAACCAGCAGUAGAAGCAGCAAGUGAUGACAGCGAGUCAACAUUAAGCGAACCAGCAGUAGCACUUGAUCAGGCCUGGAGGAAAUCUACAACGGCCCCUAUCCAGGCUCCACAGCUAACUCCUCAGAGCCGACCUACAGCUACGGUUAACCAGCAGCCUGCACCGCAAUCCUCGUCCGAGUCACAGACUAACAGCUGCUCCACAUCCGUGUCAGAACCAGCAGAAAGUGCUCAUGACAGCUCUCUUCCCCAGCUGACGUUACCAACACAUCAAGACCCUGCGCCAGCCAUUGACACAGGCGACACAGCCAGACUGCAAAUGGAGAGGCGGCGCGAGGAACGUCUCCAAAGAGAGCGAGAAGAAGAAGAGCGUCUCCUUGCGGAGCAGGAGGCUCUUGCACAGCUCGAAAGAGCAGAAGCACUUGCACAGGUGGAGCAACCAUCAUCUGUUGACAAAGGCACGCUGGAAGUCGACGAAGAUGUUGAAUCAUCACUUUCGGAGCUCUCCUUCAGCAGCAAGUCUGCAUCCAAGUCAUCUCUGCGUAGUUCCGGAGGGGAUGGCGGUGGCAGUGGUGGAGGUGUUGACGCCUCCAUGCAAGCUUACAUGCAGCUUGUGGCAGAGAGAAGAGCGGCAGAGGCGUCCGAGGCACAGGGUGCUGGAGUGAAACAGUCCGGCUCAGUGGCACCACAAGCAAAGCCAAGCAGUACUGUAGUUGCUGACCAGGCUCAAGCACCCGCCGCGGCAUCAUCACCACCAGUAGCAGCAGCCAAAGACAACGAGGAGGACUGGAGCUUGCCAGAGGAUUCGGUCAUCGACAACCUGGGAAGGUGGCAAGGAGAAUCUGACAAGGAUGACUCGGAAUGGUGAAAGCUAGUACGCUUUUGGUGCAGUACACAAGCUGCACUUUUCCAUAGCCAUUCCGCACAGAGAAGAGGCACUGAUUUGGUAGAAUUUGCGGACAAGUCAACCCGAUCACACCCACCUGAUGAUUGUAUAGUACUCUUCGAAGAAAUAGAGAGGAACUGAAGCAACUUGCAAUAUACAUAGAGAAGUGGUCAUACUAGUAAUGCAGAAAGGUAGUAUUUGUGAUAUUUUGUUAGUGCACAGGCAGAUCUACUGCCUACUGGAGCGGAGAUCAGGUGGGCUUUAUACAAGGCAGUGCAGUGGCAAUUCGGGCUGCACUGCCGCUGACGUGACUGUGCCCUGAACAAUGUGGCAGUCUUUAUGAAUAUGAGUUUAAUUCUACAUGCAACGCCAUUGUCAUUUCCCUGCCGUACAGCCUGAACCUCCAAUAUCACACUGUCGUAUGCAUGGCGUGGUAACAUGCUAAUCCCGAAACCUGUGGCUGACUUUAUAAUUUGUUUGAAAAAUUCGGCAGGUUGGGUCUUCUU